AUGUAUCAAGUCGAGGAGGUCAUCCACAACGGGGUUGUGGUUGCUAUCCUUGCCCACUUCACCAACCCCGUCAACAUGUUCUACCUCCUCGGCCGCGUGUUCUGGUGUGGCUGCAUGUUCAUAGCUUUCACCACCCAUAACAUCUUCACGGACUACGACAACGUCUUCCCCACCGAGGAGUGCAUGCACACUUUAUAA
This is a messenger RNA of Triticum turgidum subsp. durum (durum wheat), 198 nucleotides long. The record is from the annotation of a GenBank genome assembly. NCBI's taxonomy places the organism in Eukaryota, Viridiplantae, Streptophyta, Magnoliopsida, Poales, Poaceae.